Rhagoletis zephyria (snowberry fruit fly) is the source of this 1208-nucleotide messenger RNA. The record is from RefSeq and is a predicted model, not a curated record. Lineage: Eukaryota; Metazoa; Arthropoda; Insecta; Diptera; Tephritidae.
AUGAAGUUUUCAAUUACCUUUUGUUUGCUCAUCGGCGUCAUCAGCUGGGCGUUUGCUGCAGAAGCUGAUCCCACCAAACUGUCGCACGUCAUUAAGCUAAAGGACGGCAAGGUGCAGGGCGUCAUUGAGGAGGCUGCUCAUGGCCACAAAGUGGACUCUUACAUUGGAAUCCGCUACGGUCACGCAAAACGUUUCGAAAAGGCCACCUCCGUUGAGCCGUGGACUGAAACGUACAAUGCCACCCACUGGCGUGACGCCUGUCCCCAGCACGGCGUCGGUGUGGCGCCCAACAAGUUGCCCUUCCACACUGAAACAAUCAGCGAGGACUGCCUCUACCUGACGGUGACCAGACCGCACAACUCGCACCACACCAACCGCUCGGUGAUGUUCUGGAUUCACGGAGGUGGCUACAACUCUGGCUCCAUUUUCACAAUGGCCUACGAUGGCCGCUACCUGGCCAGUCAAGGCGAUGUAAUCGUCGUCACGGUCCAGUACCGAUUGGGCCCAUUCGGCUUCCUCGCCGAGGAGAGCAGCACCAAGAAGGACCACCCGGGUAACUUGGGCCUCUAUGACGCCCUGCUCGCCCUGCGCUGGGUGCACGAGAACAUUGCCCAUUUUGGAGGAAACCCGCACGAUGUGACCAUCUUCGGAGAGUCGGCGGGCUCCUUUGCUGUCGGUUCUCUAUUGUUGUCGCCCCUCUCUAAGGGUCUCUUCCACCGGGCGAUCAUGCAGUCGGGCGCCCCGAACAGCUACUUUGGCGUUCAGACGUACAAAGAGAACGGUGAGGUGGGCAAGUGGCUCGGGGGCCGAGUGCACUGCAACAAUGAGACCGCCGCCCAGCUGGUCGACUGUCUGAAGGGAAAGACGGUUCAGGAACUGGUCGACGGUUACCAAUGGCUGACUACCCAAAAUCAGAACUUUAAGCCCGUCUACCCAGAGUCGCUGCUGCCAAUCAGACCGGUUGAGGCGCUGAAGGGUGGCAAGUUUAAUCAUGAUGUUGAUCUGAUGUUUGGCACCACCUCACAUGAAGGAUCAGGUUUUGUCCUCUGGCUCUCUCCAGAGGUUCACUCCAACCAGAAGUUGACGGUGAACACCACAAAGGAUGCUAUCAAGGAGCAAAUGAAGUUCUUCCAUGCUGGCUAUGAGACGGAGAUUGCCCAGUACUACACAGGAAAACUGCCCGCCAAUGCUACACAAGAUCAACUAAA